Messenger RNA from Diabrotica balteata, 2861 nucleotides. The record is from the annotation of a GenBank genome assembly. NCBI's taxonomy places the organism in Eukaryota, Metazoa, Arthropoda, Insecta, Coleoptera, Chrysomelidae.
GGCGGAUGACAGUGACAGCUGCUUGUUGAUGACAUUCAAAUGUAAAUAUUGCUAUUGUAGUAAUACUAAAUGGAAUAUUGAUUAUUAAAACAGAAUAUAAGUAUCAAAUACAAUGGUAUAUAAUGGUUUAUAAGUGAGACUAGUUAAACAGUGAAUUAAACAUUAAAACCAAACACAAUGAGCAACCUGACAGCGGCAGAUGCAAGUGCUCUAACACUGGAAAUAGGCCCCUUUGAAACUGUUCAUAGAUGGAAACGAAUGCCAGAAUGUGACGAAUUUGUGGGUGCUAGGAGAAGUAAACAUACUGUGGUAGCAUAUAAAGAUGCCAUUUAUGUAUUUGGUGGAGAUAAUGGAAAGAGCAUGUUAAACGAUCUUCUGAGAUUUGAUGUUAAAGAGAAAAGCUGGGGAAGAGCUUUUGCUACUGGAUGUCCCCCAGCUCCGAGAUACCAUCACUCUGCUGUAGUCCACAACACAUCUAUGUUUGUUUUUGGAGGAUAUACUGGUGAUAUUCAUUCUAACUCUAAUCUUACAAACAAAAAUGAUUUAUUUGAGUAUAAAUUUCAUUCUGGACAAUGGAUAGAAUGGAAAUGGUUUACAGGGCAAACUCCUGUUCCAAGAUCAGCUCAUGGGGCUGCCAUUUUUGAUAACAGACUCUGGAUUUUUGCAGGAUAUGAUGGGAAUGCCAGAUUAAAUGAUAUGUGGACUAUACCACUAUUUGGUGAGGCAAAAAGUUGGGAAGAAGUUGACCAAAAAGGAGAAUGUCCACCAACUUGUUGUAACUUUCCAGUAGCAGUAGCUAGAGACUGCAUGUUUGUCUUCAGUGGUCAAAGUGGAGCAAAGAUAACUAAUUCUCUCUUUCAAUUCAGUUUUAAAGAAAAAACUUGGACACGAAUAUCUACAGAACACAUACUGCGAGGAGCUCCAGCUCCACCAGCUCGUCGGUAUGGUCACACAAUGGUGGCAUUUGACAGACACUUGUAUGUAUUUGGGGGAGCAGCUGAUUCUACUCUCUCCAAUGAUCUCCAUUGUUUUGAUUUAGACUCACAAAAAUGGUCUGUUGUUUUACCAGAUGUAGAAUCAUUUGUUCCAUCUGGUAGAUUGUUCCAUGCAGCAGCUGUGGUUGGAGAUGCUAUGUUUAUUUUUGGAGGCACUGUGGAUAAUAAUGUUAGGAGUGGGGAGAUGUACAGAUUCCAAUUUUCAAGUUAUCCAAAAUGCACCCUACAUGAAGAUUAUGGAAAAUUGCUUGAAACAAGGAUGUUCUGUGAUGUACAGUUCAUGGUAGGUCCAGAAGAACAAAAAAUAACUGGACAUGUAGCAUUAGUGGCUGCAAGAUCUGGUUAUUUAAGGAAACUGAUUAGGCAAGCAAGAGAAAACCGGGAUUUGCAUUUGGAAAGGUUAUUUGGCACUCCGAAAGUUCCAUUUACGGACAUUCCUCUAUUAGAAGUAAAAUUACCGGAUGCAGACCCCGAAGCUUUCGAAAUGGUACUCAACUAUAUUUACAUGGACUGCAUUGAUCCAACGAAACAAGCUAGAGAGGAUGAAGAUCCGUUUUCGAAUAGAAUUGUGCUCAGAAUGAUGGACGUUUAUAGGUUGGCAGUACAAUUCAACAUGGCACGAUUAGAACAUCUUUGUGUUCAGUACCUAAAUGCAACGAUAUGUUUAAAGAACGUGUUGGUAGCAUUACAUAACGCAGAUCAACUUCAGUUAGACUUCAUCAAAGAGUAUUGCUUGCGAUUUAUCGUAAAAGAAAGUAAUUACAACCAAAUAGUCAUGAGUUCAGAAUUCGAGUCCUAGAAAGAAGUCUGAUGGUGGAAAUUAUAAGAAGGAAACAAAUGCCUCAGUAUAAGCCUAACAACGACACUCAGUUUGAUACAGCUGGUGGUUCCCUGGAACAAGAUAUGGCGAUGUUUUUGAGAGUGACUGGUAAAGAAUUCUGUGAUAUAGAUCUGAAUUUGGACGGUAACCUCAUCUCUGCUCACAAAACAAUUUUGGCUGCACGCUGUGGAUACUUCGAGGCUAUGUUCAGAUCGUUUAUGCCUGCAGAUAGCAAAGUAAAUAUACAAAUCGGAGAAAUGAUUCCAUCAAAGGAAUCAUUCGAUUCCCUCCUUCGGUACAUAUAUUAUGGAGACGUCAACAUGCCACCUGAAGAUUCUCUCUAUCUCUUCUCUGCACCUUUCUUCUAUGGUUUUACCAACAAUCGCCUCCAAGCGUUUUGUAAACAGAAUCUCGAAAUGAAUGUCACUUUUGAGAACGUCAUUCAAAUUUUGGAAGCUGCGGAUAAAAUGCAAGCUACGGACAUGAAGAAAUACGCUUUGGAUUUGAUUGUUCAUCAUUUUACCAAGGUGGCAAAACUUCCAAGACUGCGCAUGCUCAGCAAAGAAUUAAUCUUAGACAUCCUGGAAGUACUCGCCGAGAGCAUGGAGUCCAAUAUGCGUAACGACGUGUCCAAUGGACUGCUCAACCUGGAUCCGUGAUUAGCAACAAAUCUAAGAGAAAUGAGCCUAACACUACGAGGAGUGUCUAUUAUUUUAUUUACUGUGAUUUCCGCUAUCAUCGAUAGAAAUUUGUUGAAUAAACUCGAAUACGAAGAAGAAGACUGAGCUGUGACCUGGACUAGAUUUUAUAAGGAGAGUUUAUUCAGAAAGAGGUAUAUAAGAAUACUAAAUGUACGUUAAUAGUAAAAUAAUUGUCGUUUUACGUCAUAGUGUCAAUGACAUUCGAAGUAAAGGGUGAUGCCAAAAAUUUCAACAAAGUUUUCCUCUAAAGUUUCUCAAAAUCUAAAAAUGGGUACUUAGUGACUUUGUUCUUAGCUAUAAGCUAAUAUAUUUAUAGCGUGGAAUUUUAUCACAUGGUCCUUGCAG